Messenger RNA from Sphaerodactylus townsendi, 872 nucleotides. RefSeq names its product Rab interacting lysosomal protein like 2 (gene RILPL2). The transcript has 4 exons. The coding region runs from base 167 to 808 and encodes 213 amino acids. NCBI's taxonomy places the organism in Eukaryota, Metazoa, Chordata, Lepidosauria, Squamata, Sphaerodactylidae. The record is from RefSeq and is a predicted model, not a curated record. Gene Ontology annotation, molecular function: protein dimerization activity.
GUCAGUCCCAGAUGAAAGUUUCAGAGGAGGAAGGAAGUUGCUGGGUGUUGCGACUUUGUCUGACUGGCUGCAUGAGCCAGAAGAGCUGUCCCUGGCCAGGGAAGGACAGCUGGACCCCCCUCCCUCUCCUCCCUGCUUUCCCCCACUAGGUACCCCCUUCCUUGGCAUGCAUGCUGAACACCCCCAGGAGGAGGCUGAGCAGGAGGAAGAGGAAGGCAGUGGCUGCGAGCCCGAAGGGGCUUUUCGGAAGGACCCCUUCCAGCUGACAGUGGAGGAUGUCUAUGACAUGUCUUAUGUCUUGGGGAGGGAGCUGCACAAGAUCAGCAGCGAGCCUCGGCUGGAGGUGCCGGCCAGGGUAGCGCAUCUGCAGUUCAAGGUGGUCGGUGUGCUGGAGAUGCUGGAAGCCUUGGUGAAUGACAGCAGCCUGGCGGUGGAAGCCCUGAAGAUGGAGAGGGACAACCUCAAAAGAGAAGUGGAGCAGCUCCGGGCACAGGAGUCCCACGGCUCCACACAAGAGGUCAGCCUCGGCCCCAACCAGAUGGUCAUAGACCUGGCGGACGCCAACCGGCCUCGCUUCACGCUGCAGGAACUGCGGGAGGUACUCCAGGAACGGAACCAGUUGAAGGCCCAGCUGAUGGUAGCACAAGAAGAGCUGCAGUUGUACAAAAGUGGCUACAUCUCCCAGAAGCAGAAUCCAGUCAAGCAGAACCACAAGGAACCCAUGGCGGGCACCACCUCUGGUUCAAGUAGAGGAAGUGAAGAGAAAACCACAAUAAAGCGCCUGUUUGCUUUUAAAAGACCAAGAUGAAGAGCUGCUGUGUUGUGACUCAAGAGGAAAAAAAAGUGUUAAAAGAAGAAAGCAUGUUUUUUUU